AUGCAGUACUCUACCAUCUUGCUCAGCGCUCUCUUUGCCACCUCUGCUAUGGCACAACCAGCUCGUCGCCAAGCUUCAGACACCUCCAUCAGAGUCCAACUCUCUGGACCCGGCGAGUUAGCAACUCAGACCGCUUUCGAGGAGGGCUCACGCCAAGUCAAGCGCCCUGUAGGCUCCAGCGGUCCCUAUGACACUGUUGCUCUAGAAGUCGGCAAAGGCGUCAAGCAGCAAGGCCUCCGCUGCCAAGUACGCGACGAACAUAACAAGCCCAUUGUCGUUCUGCGCGGCGCCAACCGCGACACCACCUUCGCUGACGGCGAUGCUGGAUCCUGGUCCUUCGAGGGCGGCGCCCAGAACGUCAUCGCCAUCAUCUGCGACCCAGCCUUCGUGAAGGGCAUAGCGCCUCGCGCCAACAAGACCAUUGUCAAGCAGCCCAAGAUCAACGCCCGCAUCUCCGGUCUCAGCGAGCUGGCACGUAACAUCGCCUUCAACCAGGGUGGCCUUGUGCGCGAGGUCCAGCGCGUGGGUGGACCAGGCAUCAACACUUUCGAGCUUACUCUUGACGCUGCGGUCAAGAAGCAGGAUCUCAGGUGCCAGGUCCUUGACGCUGCCGGUGCGCCAGUCACUGGCAAGCGUGGUGCUAAUGUCGACAUCACUUUCGCUGACGGUGGAAAUGGUCCCUGGACCUUCAUCAACGCGCAGGGACAGAACAUCAAUGUUAACACCAGUGCUGUCAUCUGCGACCCGGCUUUUGUCAAAGCCUCUGCCUAA
Messenger RNA from Ascochyta rabiei, 771 nucleotides. RefSeq lists its product as uncharacterized. Lineage: Eukaryota; Fungi; Ascomycota; Dothideomycetes; Pleosporales; Didymellaceae. Bases 1 to 771 code for a protein of 256 amino acids. The transcript has a single exon. The record is from RefSeq and is a predicted model, not a curated record.